Neurospora crassa OR74A is the source of this 1143-nucleotide messenger RNA. Its product is annotated as ESCRT-II complex component. Gene Ontology annotation, cellular component: ESCRT II complex. NCBI's taxonomy places the organism in Eukaryota, Fungi, Ascomycota, Sordariomycetes, Sordariales, Sordariaceae. The transcript has a single exon. Gene Ontology annotation, molecular function: protein homodimerization activity; structural molecule activity. Gene Ontology annotation, biological process: protein transport to vacuole involved in ubiquitin-dependent protein catabolic process via the multivesicular body sorting pathway. Bases 22 to 699 code for a protein of 225 amino acids. The record is from RefSeq and is a predicted model, not a curated record.
AAAAAAAAACCAAAUCCAAUAAUGUCAACAACAUCUCCCGCCCCCUCAGACUCCAGCACCCCCAACAACAGCAACCCAAAGACAACAACAGCAAGCACUCUCCUCCCCAACGACACCUUCCCCUUCCCGCGCGAAUUCUUCUUCCCCCCCUUCUUCACCCGCCAAACCAACCUGACGACCCACCACGCCCAACUCACCAAAUGGUCCUCCCUCUUACUCGCCUACUGCCGCCAUCACCGCCUCUUUCGUCUCUCCCUGAAUCCUGACGCCCUUCCCUUCCACAACCCGCGUAUCAACCGCCGCUUGGCGCCGGGGGAUAUCAGACGGGUAGUGGAUUUUCUGAGAAGAGAUGGACGGGCCGAAUAUGUUCUUCCUCUUGGUCAGACUAAAAAGGAUGGGGCCAUGACAACGACGGCAAGAGGAGGAGGAGGGGAAGCGGGAGAGGGAGGGGAGGCAUUCAUCUACUGGCGGACACCAGAGGAAUGGGGAUCGCUGAUUGAAGGAUGGGUGGAGGAGACGGGACAGAGGGGGUCCGUCUUGACUGUUUACGAGCUGAGGGAGGGAGAGGGGACGAGGGGGACCGAGAUUUGGGGGAUGGACGGGGAUGUGCUCGUCAAAGCGCUGGGUACGGUAGUCAAGAGAGGGAAGGCGCAGAUCUUUCAGAGUGGCGAGGAUUCGUUGGGUGUCAAGUUCUUUUAAGACAGAGCGCAGCGAGGGAUGGAUGGAAGAGAAAAGGGAUGGAAAGAUGGGCGAGGUUGACUGGGUGCGUGGGUGGGCGUGGAAAUCAGAAGCGUGGUUGAUGAGGACGUCGAUGGCGUUUAUGGGACCUGUCAGUGAUUCAUUGUUGUGGCGGUCAACGGGCUCACUUCAAGAGGGCCCAGAUUUACUGAUGGAUGGAAUGUGUACCAAUGCUUACACCGACUUUCGUUCUAGAUUUACUACUCGCGAAGGUAGCGGGAUAUCAAAAGCUUCUGAGUCGGGGAAUUUUGAAGGGAGAGAUGACUACAGCGUGUGGCGGUAGCCAUACUCGACACAGUCACAUCCUUUUUUUCCUCGCUAGGUAUAUAUGACAAUGUUUGAUUAUUGUACAUAAUACAGCUCGGAAGUUACCACCAUGCCAUAAAGCGUGCUUCUCUGACUCGA